This is a messenger RNA of Trypanosoma grayi, 1830 nucleotides long. RefSeq names its product thyroid hormone receptor interactor 4. Gene Ontology annotation, biological process: positive regulation of DNA-templated transcription. The transcript has a single exon. The coding region runs from base 1 to 1830 and encodes 609 amino acids. Gene Ontology annotation, molecular function: transcription coactivator activity. Gene Ontology annotation, cellular component: nucleus. Lineage: Eukaryota; Euglenozoa; Kinetoplastea; Trypanosomatida; Trypanosomatidae. The record is from RefSeq and is a predicted model, not a curated record.
AUGAGGAGCCCGGCGGAGGCGCAGAAGGAUGCCCUUGUGCACUACAUCAGGAAGGAGAUUGAGGACAACAACCUCCUCGGUCUUGUCGGCGAGGAGCUGGACGGUAUGGCGGACAUGCUCGCAACGUGCGGUGUGCGGCGCGAGGUGUACGACUGGUGCCAGACGCUCGUGGGCGGCGAGGUGCUCGCUGCAGAAGUUUUGAGGCGCCGUGACGACAACGGGCCUCCCUUCGACGACACACCUGCAGCGAAAAAGACAUCACCAGCAGCAGCGGCGGUCACAGGAACAAGCGGUGGUGGUGGUGGUGGUGGACGUCAGCUCAACGUCGCCGGAAAGAAAGGUUCGAAGAGGAAAGGCACAUCGCUGGCGAAGGCCGCUGGCGGAGGGGCGACCGCGUUGAAGCCCGGCCUCUUCGAGUGUGGCUGCUUCGCCACGGGCCACAAUCUGCGCGGGAACUGUGCCAACUGCGGGCGCAUCAUCUGCGAGCAGGAGUCGGACGAGAUGUGCUACAGCUGUGGCCUGGAUCCGUCCAUCUGUGUAGCGUACGAAGUUAAAGUCCAGGAAGGCCUCUUGAGUGCCGCCGCGCUGGAGAAGAACCGCAAUAAUUACGAGGCGACCAUUGCCAAGCGUGACGAACUGCUACAGUACGCCGAGACACGUGCGAAGCGCACCAAAGUCAUUGAUGACCAGGCUGCUGUGUUUCUGUCGCCGAAGCAUGCGUGGAUGUCGGUGGCGGAGCGCGACCAGGCAGACGAAGACGAGGCGCUCGCGGAGCGGCGCCGCAAAGUGGCCGCAAUGCACCGCGCGACCGGGGCGUACAUGGUGCAUCUGGACAUCAUGAAGCAGAACGUAUCACUCUCGCGGCAGGACAUGCUGCCGACGCCACACGGGAGCUCAUCCUCCGCGGCUUCGAAGUGCGACGCGGAGGAAGAGGUGUCGGCCGAAGACGAAGAACAAGAUGAGGAGACACGUGCGCUGCCGCUGCCCACGUUGAUGCAGAAGAUAUGGUACAGCCUGGAUGGGUCUACCGAUGCGGUCUCCACAGCAGCCACAGCUACUGCUACUCCUGCAAGUCUUAUUGGUACUGCUGGUGGUGCUGCUGCUGCUGCUGCGAAUGUGGGAGAAGCGAUGCGGAAGCCGAAGGUGCACCGCGUGGUAGAGGUGUCGCGGCGUGUGCAGCAGGACUACUACGAGGACGACCUGCAGUUCUUCAUGACAGCGCAGAGAGAAGGGCAGGGGGAGUAUGCCCGCAUUGGGCCAGAUGGACUUGAAGCAGUAGACGACAAGGUUAGCGGUGACGAGGAUGAAAACAAAGGAGCCGCGAUAGAAGCUGCUGCUGCUACAUCCGGCGUGAUUGAUCGGUUCGCACCGACGCCGACGAUGCGGAUGAAUGAUGACGGCGUCUGCCUGUCAAUGCACCAGCCGUGGGCGGGACUGCUUGUGGCUGGCGUGAAGCGGCACGAGGGGCGCGCGUGGAGCACCGACUACCGCGGCCGCCUGUGGAUUCACGCGGCGUCCGCUCAGCCGCACGAAGUUGCGGAGGUGGAGCAGCACUACGCCCAGUUUAUGAAGCCCACGCAGAAGCUCCCGCAGCAUUACCCAACACGCGUGCUGCUUGGGUACGUCUACAUUACCGACUGCAUGGACCGCGACACGUACGUGCAGACAUUCAGCGAAGAUGAGCGGCAGGAGGCCUCGCCGUUUAUGUUCAUCUGCGCGGAGGCCAAGGCGCUGCCCUUUCCGCUGCCGAUGGAGGGCAACCACAAACUCUUCCGCCUCGACCACAAGGUGCACACCGCCGCGAAGAAGCAACUGAUGGAGAUUGUGUAA